AUGGGGGCUUCCGAUGUGGAGGGAGUCCUGGACGGGCCGCCGCGCAGUGCCGAGGGCUGCCGCCAGAGGGCGAGCGCGCCCCUUAGCGCUCCAGCUUGCGGGGUGGAUGGAGCGCGGGAACCGCUCCAGCGCCUGCUUCCCACCGCCCUGCGGCCUCGCAGCAUCUCACCUGGGCGCGAGAUGAGGGACACUGAGGUGUCAGGUGCAGGCCUGGCAUUUGUACCCCAGGGCCCCCCACGGCAGCCCUGGACUCAGAACACGACCUGGGUUCUAAGUGAGGAGGUCCCGGGAGCCCAGAGGCCAGUGUCUGCCCUCGGCAGCUGGAAAGCCUUCUUGGGCCUGCAGAAAACCAAGUGGCUGGAGACCGUGCAGGGUGGGCAGGAGGUGGCCACUGCCACUACUGUGUCUCUGCCACUAGACCCUCGGGAAGUGGCCUACGAGACAUGCAAAGCCAGGCCCUUCACUCAGGUGCUCUCCCGGCCCGGCUGCACAUCUGUCCGCCUCCGCAACCACCUCUGCUUUGGACACUGCUCCUCCUUCUACGUCCCCAGCUCGGACCCCUCUCCGAUCGUCCUCUGCAGCAGCUGCUUGCCCACUCGCAAACGCUGGACGCGUGUGGCCCUGUGGUGCUGGACGGGCAGCCCGGCCUCCCGUCGGCGAGUGAAGGUGCCCACCGUGCUGGUUGAGGGGUGUCGGUGCAGACCAAAACCCUGA
Molecule: messenger RNA, 714 nt
Organism: Elephantulus edwardii (Cape elephant shrew)
Lineage: Eukaryota; Metazoa; Chordata; Mammalia; Macroscelidea; Macroscelididae
Gene: DAND5
Product: DAN domain family member 5, BMP antagonist
Exons: 4
Coding region: 1-714 (237 amino acids)
Biological process (GO): signal transduction involved in regulation of gene expression; determination of heart left/right asymmetry
Molecular function (GO): morphogen activity
Source: RefSeq, a predicted model, not a curated record